Dinoponera quadriceps is the source of this 1271-nucleotide messenger RNA. RefSeq names its product protein crossbronx homolog. The transcript is spliced from 7 exons. The record is from RefSeq and is a predicted model, not a curated record. Bases 262 to 1065 code for a protein of 267 amino acids. Lineage: Eukaryota; Metazoa; Arthropoda; Insecta; Hymenoptera; Formicidae.
AUAUAAUUAUUAUGAAAAAUUGGUAUUCUUUUACAGCCAAACCUCGAAGUUUUUCUAAAAUUCAAACUCCAUUUAUUCAAGAUUCCUAACCUAUUAAAUAUAACCUGUCAGUCGAUGUAUCAAUUUGAGUUGUACAUGUCAAAUGAUUCGAUAUCUUUUGAAGAUUAUCAGCAGAUUAGCGAUUUAUCAUCACGUUAUCUGUGAUAUAGAUAGAUAUUUAUAUUUAGGCUCUACACACCUUCUGCUUCAGACAUAUUUAUCAUGUCAGGAAUCAAGGGUGAUGACAGUGCAGAUGACAACUUUAAGAGACAAGGUUCAUUCAGGAAACUUGUGCCUUUAAGUAAUAAUGGGAAUUCUCCGCUAAGUAUGUCUGUAAAAAUGAUAGACAGGCCAAUUGUUCCACAGACCAACAAACAACAUGCUGUUUUCUUGCAGGAAUACAAUAUUCUUUCAGAAUAUAAAAUGUUAUGCUCUCAAGAUUUAAAGGGAAUUUAUGUAAUACCGUCUGCUUUAAAUUCUUUUUUUUGGUUCGGUGUACAGUUCAUUCGGCAAGGGAUCUACAAAGGUGGCGUGUUCAGAUUCAACAUUACAUUGCCUUCAAAUUUCCCGUUUGGAGAUUGUCCUAAAGUUGUAUUUGAAACUCAAGUCUUCCAUCCAUUAAUAAAUCCUGAAAAUGGAGAAUUGUGUACGUCGUGGGGGUUUCCUGAAUGGAGAAGAACCAACAGGAUAUGGCAAUUACUACAAUAUAUUACAAAAAUAUUUAUCAAUUUGGACGCAAAGAUGACUCCAGUGAAUCAGGAAGCAUCUGUCUUACAAGAAAAGAAUUUCGAAACUUUUCGAGAACGUGUGAAAAUGUGUGUGAGAGAAAGCGUAAAUCAAGUAUUUAACCCAUCUAGCAUGGAUGAUCCGCAUUAUAUUACAUUUAGUCCGUAUGAGAGUGAACUACACGAUCCCAUUAAGCGAGAGAUUUACGAGCCAAAAAAUGAAGAAGAGAAUAGGCCAUUAGGUUUAUCGUGGGUACAGCCUGGUUCCUUGCAACCCUUCUCAAAACCAGAGAUGAGAUAAUUAGGGGAGGUAAUGCAAAAUUUGUUACUGGCAAUAGUGAAAUAACACACGUCCUUAAGAGCUAUACAAAUAUUUAUAAAUUCAUACAUAUUAUUCGUAACAAUUGAUAUAGAAGGAAAAUGAAGUUAAUAUCACGAAACUUACUAUUAUUUUUCUACUCAUGUCUUCAAGUUUUAUAUGAAUAUGUAUUAUACUAUGUUAUAUAG